AGGUUAACCAAUAAAGUUAGUUGAUUGCGCAGAAUCGUAUUUUACUCGGAUUCUGCGUUGGACCAAAAUUCAUUGGAAACUCUAGGAAAAGCCCUAGCAAAAGAUAGAAUUGUUAGCAGUGACACACACUUUGUUAGCGUAUGUACUCUCCUGCUUUGAUGCUAUCGGCCAAAGAACGGGAAUUAUAGCAGGCGCGUUAAACAUUACGGUUAAUUGAUAUACAAUGAAACAUAAUUCUUUCACUUUUUCGUUUAUUUUAUUAGAAAUAAUUACCCUGAAAGGGCUCGUAAUUUCAACUCCCACCUCUAUAAUCGCUAACGUUGUCUCUUCAAAUACUACAGAAAGCUCGGUACUUACUUCCGAAACUACUCUCGGAGAAAUUUUCAUUUCCACAACGCAACAAAUUACAACCGAGCUCUCUGUAAGUGAUACUAUAACAAGUAAUGUAAACGCGACUGCAGAGAACAAACAGAAUCCACAUACAUCUCACAAGAUACACCUGGAAGAAAAAGUACGUUCACUUUCGUGCGAUUUGCCACUUAUACCAAGAGAUUCUCGCGUUUGGAAGGGAAAUGAGACUCACGAACUUUUGUUACCUUCAUUGACUCCUUUGGAAUGUAUUGAAAGAGAAGACGGGAAAAAACAGGCGAACAUAUCAGGUACCAAUUGCACUACGGAUGCCCUUAGUUGGGAAGGCGCUAUAGAAAUUCAAAGCGGCGACGUGCUUCUGGUGAGAAUUGACGAUUCAGUGCUGACCCAAGAUGAUUCCACUAAUUAUACCGAGGCUGGGGCUCGUGUCAUUGAAAGAAUAAUGCACGAACCUACGACAGCUGUGUAUCAAGUGACACGUGCUGGUCAUGACCAUUGCGACGUUACCGAAGGGAUCCUUCUUGAUAUAACACCCUUAAAAAUCGAAAAUCGUAAAGUUGUUACUCUUUACGACAAGGAUUUGACGGAGGGUACUAAUCUACUCAUUGUGGUAUCAAAGCUUUGGGGAAAUCGAUGCGUACGUCUUAAGGUAACGGUUAAGUCCGAUAACUGUGGUGAAAAUGAAGACUGCUCCCGAAAAGGGAUAUGUUAUUCGAACACUUCUAUGGAAGGGUACGAAUGCCAAUGCUGUUCUGGGUUUGUUGGUCAACACUGCGAAGAGCAAGACGCUUGUUACCCAACACCUUGUAAGAACAAUGGUAUAUGCGUGGAUAUUUCGCAAGGCCACGAAGGAUCAUCUUUCCAAUGUCUUUGUCCUUAUGGGUACACCGGGAAAACAUGCGAAGAAGAAACAAAUCCAUGCAUAUCGAUGCCAUGUCAAAAUGGAGCGUCCUGUUACGGAAAUAUUACCCAAUUUUACUGCGAAUGUCCCCAUGGAUUUUCAGGACCGUUGUGCCAACACAAUCUAAACGAAUGCGAGUCGUCUCCGUGCGUACAUGGGAUAUGCGUUGACCAGGAAGAUGGUUACAAGUGCUUCUGCAAACCAGGGUAUACUGGUAAUCGAUGCGAAUAUCAAUAUAACGAAUGCGAAUCUUCUCCAUGUGCUAAUGGUGGAACAUGCAGCGAUCGUGUGAAUAGUUACUUCUGCGCUUGCGGGAGAGGCUACACUGGGAGGAGGUGUGAAAUUAAGAUUGAUUUAUGUGAGCCCAAUCCAUGCGCUUCUCAUCGAUAUUGUCUUGACCAGGGCAACAACUACACAUGCGAGUGUCCAAAUGGGUAUUCUGGUUCAGAUUGUGAUACACCCUUUCGUACUGCCUGCAGUAUAAACCCAUGUACAAAUGGAGGUACUUGCUGGAGUAGUAUGGACUCUUUUUAUUGCGCUUGUCGUCCAGGGUAUACAGGAAAAACUUGUAAAGAGGAGUUCGUCGUGAAAACGAUAACAAACUCUGACAUAAUCGAGGAAAGUAAUGAGUCAGAUCUACAAGUGCCUAUACCUAUUCAUAUGGAUCAUCUACAUAACGUUUACAUCGCAGCAGGAACUCUUGCAUGUGCUUUUGUCAUCGUCGCCCUUAUCGUCACAGUCUGCCACUGUCGUAUGAAUAAAACCUACAAGCGAUUCAUGUUUGGAAGACAAUUCAGGUGCAAAACCUGCCAUGGUGGCGGCCCGAAACCACCUACCACGAAUAGUGAUUGGUUCACCGGAAAAGACAAAGCUCCUACUGCGACUCCCAGUCGUAAUCUUCCCUCAUUGGACACAACCGACAUGUAUUACACAUUGGAUUUCAGCGAUAGUCAAAGCUCGCCCUUAAUCCAGUAAAGGGCGUCGUUGUUACAUGUCAAAACGUUCUACCUUUGUCAAAAACUGUUACGCACCUCACAAAUAAUGUUAAAUAAUGUUUGUUUUAGGCCUUUUCGGAUUUAUGUACAAUACAGGUAUCGUCAAUUCUUCACAUGAGCUUUAUAAAUUGUAAAAAGGUGUAGUUAUAGGUAUUUGUUAUUUAGAUUCAAAAUCGCACAGUAAAACUUUAAGUUUAACAUUAGAUUUAUUAAAUUGUUAAAAGUUACGUACAAAAAGUGCGCUUCAUCAGCUUGGGGAGUAACCAACGUUAUUGAUCCUGAAUCAGUUAACGUAGUUGUUAACUUUAGAUAUUUAACAAACUAGAUAUUAAAGAUAACGGUGUUAGUACUUAUUAGUCGUGCGAACAGUUCAUUUUUAGGAAGGCACCAUAAGAAUUGUUCCUAAAGUAGUUUGCUUUAGUUGCUUAAGCCUUUGAAUAUCAAUUUAUGAGUCAGAGCUUAAGCACAUCAGUACUUAGAUUACCGCUUUAUUAUGUUUAACUGUGGAACCGUACCUACUGGUAAUAAUGGUAAAGCAGGUAAAGGUAAUGUAAUUUAGGCACACAUGGCAAGAAACAAAAACAUCAAACACGCUGCCUGCGCCAUAGUCGUUCGCAGUUUAUCCUGUGUCAAUUUGACUUCUUCCUAACAAGAACAAUAUUGUAAUGUCCAACAAUGCAAGUACUUUUAUUUUAAGUGGACUUAAACGAGAUGUUUUUGUUUCAAAUGGAUUAUGAAUGCUCAGUGUAUGUAUGUAAGGUUGUAAUUAUACGAAUGUGGAUUUACGUAAUAAGAACUGCUCAAUGUAAGUUGCAUAUACCUAUAGGCAUCAUUCCAUCCAUAUAACCGAUAUCAAUCACUAAUCACCCUAUAAAUGUACCUAACAAAUAUUUUCGAUGCAUUUGUAUUAUGUUAACUGCAAUUAUAUUAAAUAAGUAAUGCUAUUUCUAAUAUAUGUAUAAAAGGUUAUACGUUAAAGCUUACUAAAACCAUACACAGAUUGUU
Molecule: messenger RNA, 3270 nt
Organism: Photinus pyralis (common eastern firefly)
Lineage: Eukaryota; Metazoa; Arthropoda; Insecta; Coleoptera; Lampyridae
Gene: wry
Product: delta and Notch-like epidermal growth factor-related receptor
Exons: 13
Coding region: 224-2245 (673 amino acids)
Biological process (GO): establishment or maintenance of epithelial cell apical/basal polarity; heterophilic cell-cell adhesion
Cellular component (GO): protein-containing complex; plasma membrane
Molecular function (GO): calcium ion binding
Source: RefSeq, a predicted model, not a curated record